This is a messenger RNA of Seminavis robusta, 1683 nucleotides long. NCBI's taxonomy places the organism in Eukaryota, Bacillariophyta, Bacillariophyceae, Naviculales, Naviculaceae. The record is from the annotation of a GenBank genome assembly.
UGAGGGUUAAAGCUAAAACCCAUACUAUAGCGCUAGGGCUAAUCUUCUGCAUGACCAACUUCGACGAAGGCAAAUCGACACAAUGGCGAGCAAGGACAGCUAGGUUGUUGCUGUGCCGCUUCAGACCUCAUCAGAUAUCACACCUUUGGCUUUUCCAUCAUCCACAUUCCUAACCAUGUCAUCAUCUUCCUGUUCAUUGCUGUCGUUGCGACCAGAAGUGGUGGCUUUGAAGAAGACUCUGGAUGAUUUUGUGGAGAACCGGGUGAUCCCGUGUGAAGCCGAGUUUGCGGAGCACCUUUCCAAGCGACAUGGCGAUGAUCGCUUCACAAUGGAAGCGGUGCCUCCUUGUGUCGAAAGGCUCAAACAAGAAGCGAAGCAAUUGGGAUUGUGGAAUCUCUUUAUCCCCCCUCGAUUGAUGUCACAUGUUCCGGACGAGGCUCUGAAACCCCAAAUACCGUUGUCCUACCGAGAAUAUGGCAUUCUGUGCGAAACCAUGGGCCGCUGUCCGGAACUGGCUCCAAUGGUAUGCAAUUGUGGCGCACCCGACACUGGAAAUAUGGAGGUAUUAAUGGAGUUUGGGACUCCUGCUCAGAAAGAGAAGUAUCUCUUGCCGCUUCUUCGAGGAGAAAUUCGAUCCACUUUCCUAAUGACGGAACCAGAUGUUAGUUCCAGCGAUCCUACCAAUUUGUCCACUACAUUGAAGAAAAGAAUUGUAGGAGGAAACGUGGAAUAUACCCUGACAGGAAACAAAUGGUGGAGCACUGGUGCAGGUGACCCUCGUUGUCGUGUCGCCGUGGUGGUAGCCCGAACUGAUACUUCUGGUUCCAGCAAUAGCAAUAAGCAUCUGGCUCACACGAUUGUGUUGGUCGGACUUCCACACCCUGGGGUCAAAGUCAAGCGAGCUCUCACUGUCAUGGGGUAUGAUGACGCCCCGUAUGGACACGCUCAGGUAGAGCUGAAUGCUGUCUCCUUGAACAACGACGAUUUAGUGUUGGGGGAAGGAAGCGGCUUUCGUGUGUCACAGGCUCGCCUUGGUCCUGGACGAAUCCAUCAUUGCAUGAGAGCCAUUGGUAUGGCUGCAAGGUCGUAUGAGCUAAUGCUGCAACGAGCCAUGGAACGCAGAGCUUUUGGGAAGUAUCUUUGGGAACAUGGUGGGUGUCAGGAGAUGAUUGCUGACUCGGCCUCAGAUGUAGAAGCAGCACGACUGUUGACUCUCUCCUGUGCUUCUGCCCUUGAUGAUGUUGGGCCCCGAAUUGCUCGCGACAAGAUUGCAUCCAUCAAGGUGACUGUCCCAGAGUUGUGUUAUCGUGUUGUGGACAGAUCCGUGCAGGUUCAUGGUGGAGCUGGCUUGAGCGAAGACUUUCCGAUGGCAAAGUUUCUAGCUGGGCUCCGAUCCUUGCGAAUUGCUGAUGGUCCCGAUGCUGUGCACCGAAGAACACUGGCUUUGUUGGAAAUUAGGAAGGCCAAGAAGCGCAUGCAAGACGAAUUGAAGCGAAGUCGUCUGUGAGAGAUGAGUGGCAUGUGGUCAUCAUUUAGCUAUAUAGUGGCUACCGGUAUAGUUGCGAAUACCUGUAAUCGUCGUAAAACUUGGAACAAGAUUUUGUGCCGCUGGAAACCCUCUGCAUGCCUGGUGGCUUUUGCACUACCUUUUAAAAGCUACAUGUAGGUACAUGGUAGAGACGA